GUUGCCAUAGCAACGGUCGCACUUGUAAUACGUCAUUGUCGCAAACAAAGAUGGCUGCGCCCUGAACGUGAAUUCGUGUUAUUAUUCGCGAACUGCUAGGAUUGUGUUAGUAUUUCUAACUUCUGCUUGCCUGUGCGUGAUGAGCUAGUGUACACAUAUUACCCAGACAUUAGAGUGCACUACCAUCACAACGUUUUAAAAUGAGCUCGGAUGCAGAGGAGUUAAUGCCCAGGCUUCUGCCAGUGGAAGCAUCAGAUUCUGAAGAGUUGGAUCUCGGUGAAACACCCAGAAAUCCACAAGAAUACCUUCGACAAGUUCAACGCGAGGCAUCCCUCUGCCCAGAUGUUGUUGUUGCGAAAAUAGAUCCAAAAAAACUGAAGAAACCAACAGUGAAUGUGUCGUUCACAGCCUGCCAAGCAGCCCCUGCUGGUUUCUCACCAAGUCUGAAGUGGCAGCAAAAGCAAGUCAGCAACUUCUCAGAAAUAAGACAGAGUGUUCAGAAGCACCGACUACAAUGGAAGGGGAAGAAACUUGAUGACAACGUAGUUAUGCCUAAAAUGGAGGAUGAAGAAGGGUGGAAAAGGUUCUGCCUGGGUGAGAGUGUUUAUCUAGACUCUCUUGAUGACAAAGCAGAUGCUGACGCAGGCCUCAACUAUGUUAAGAUUGGAUUCCCACCCUUUCUCAGCAUUGUCAGCCGGUUGAAUCAGGCAACUAUUAGCGCAGUGCUUGAACAUUUGAUGAAUUGGUUUGAAGAGAAAUCGUUUGUCCCUCAGCUGGGUAGGUGGUUAUAUGCAUUGUUGGCAUGCCUUGAGAAACCUCUUCUUCCUGAAGCACAUUCCCUCAUUCGACAACUUGCACGGCGAUGUGGCAGUGUACGAGUCACGUUGGAGACCAAAGAAGAUGACAGAUUGUCAGCACUCAACUUAUUGAUUUGUUUGGUUGCCAGAUACUUCGAACAGAAUGACCUGGCAGAUAAUGACUGACUGGAUGUACAGAUGCACAGAAAAUUAUCUGGAUCUUUUGACCGUUUGUUUUUAGCCAUGGCUGCCCAGUGCUUUGAAGUUCCUUGACUGAGAGGCCUUGUUUUUUAAGUACAUGAGCAUGUUUGACACUCUUGAAGUGUACCCAUGUGAUUUAAUUUUUGUUUAAUAAAAAGUAUUUUGUA
Molecule: messenger RNA, 1165 nt
Organism: Engraulis encrasicolus (European anchovy)
Lineage: Eukaryota; Metazoa; Chordata; Actinopteri; Clupeiformes; Engraulidae
Gene: gemin2
Product: gem (nuclear organelle) associated protein 2
Exons: 10
Coding region: 201-983 (260 amino acids)
Biological process (GO): spliceosomal snRNP assembly; spliceosomal complex assembly
Cellular component (GO): spliceosomal complex; nucleus; SMN complex
Source: RefSeq, a predicted model, not a curated record